Molecule: messenger RNA, 10094 nt
Organism: Phlebotomus papatasi
Lineage: Eukaryota; Metazoa; Arthropoda; Insecta; Diptera; Psychodidae
Product: high affinity cGMP-specific 3',5'-cyclic phosphodiesterase 9A
Exons: 9
Coding region: 1939-4575 (878 amino acids)
Biological process (GO): cGMP catabolic process
Molecular function (GO): 3',5'-cyclic-GMP phosphodiesterase activity
Source: RefSeq, a predicted model, not a curated record
GAGCAAGAGUGAGAUGAGCACAUGUUGGUGCUGUGAGUGUGUGUGGCCAGGGGCAGGAAUAUUUAGUUGUAAAGCAGCAGCGGUGCUCAUAGAAGUGUGCGCUAGACAGACAAUUAUCAUCGUUGUCGCUCUCUUGGCGCUGGUGCCUGUUUUGUUGGCUGGCGCAAAUCAACUAGGACAGGGCACUCACGGUCUCACUCGCUCUCGCGAUCGACGUACCAUCGGAGCCAAUAUACAACACGGGGCAACCAGACUGCUUUAGGAGAGCAAAUAUUACUACCUAAAAGAAAAAAAAAAGUGUGUGAAGGGGAGCACAGAUACUUCUGUGCUGGUUGUUAGUGAGAGAGGGGACGAUAGAUGUGCAGAAAAAAAAAAACAGGCAGCAACUGAUAAAACACAAAAGUGCAUUUGAGUUCAACAAGUUGUAAUUGUGGCGAAUGCAUCGAUAUAUCGCUACUUUUUUUAUUUUACCAAUUUUUCAAUGGAAAAUCACUGAGUUUUCUCGAUGCGUUUUGUGUGUGAAAGUCCCAUACUUUAGAGAGGAUUUAUAUUGCAGAGUGUUCUGGGGGCUUUUGAGAUUGUGUUAAAUUGGAAGAAAGAGUUUCAUUUCAGUGAAAAGUUUUAUAAUCUCUCAUGUGUUCUAUUCAAAAUUCUUCAACUUCAUUCACUCCCCAAUCGUUCACUCAUUAUAUUAUCUGGUUCUCCUCUUUUGGGGAGUGAGAGAGACUAUAUAACACAAAAAUUCAAUUCGUCAAUUCGUUUUUGCUGUGAUGCUUCUUUCAUGUAUCGUCGAUUAUUUAUUGUGAUGAAUUGAAAUUUUUUUUUCGUGGGGGGUAGGAGGCAAUCCAGAAAGCAAAAACUCAAGUGCGCUAUAGAUGAGUGUAUUGAGCCAAAAACAGAAUUAUAAAAUAAAAAGAAAUAAUAGAGAACGCGAAAGGUUACAAAUGAAAUAAUUAAUUAUGCAAAAAGGAAGAAAAUUGUGAGUGAUGCUGAAGAACAGUUUGAAUACAAAGUGAUGCUUUUCACCUUUUUCGCGCCAAGCAAAUUAAUUUUGACCAAAAAGCAAAAAGAGGAAAAAAAAGCUCCAAAAUAAUCAAUUUGUGUACACCAAGUAUCUUUUCUAUAUUCCUCCUCACUCUCUGUCUCUUCCUGCUAACGAUUCACGGUGGACACACCGAAUGGAGAGUAUUUAGUAAGAAAACAUUUAACAGAGUUUUCCAUUGCACUCAUGUAAUCUUUUAGCUAUCUCAGACGAGAUACUCGAAAAGAUAAUUGGGUAGAGAUAAGUUGUGAAAUAUACUUCUCCAUAAAGCUGAUCAAUUUUUAAGGACAUUUCGAUCGGAAGUGCAAUUAAUAUAUCACCCUAAGAAGUGUCUCUGCUGUAGUUCUUUCUAUCCAAAGUAAAUUGAUAUGCAUUCAAUGUCGUGAGAGAAGAAAUAUUUGUGACUGUGAGAUACUCUAUCAAAAGUGACGUUAUAGUGGACUGUUGGGAAAAUACUGGUGUUCAGCCAGAAGUGUAUUUGAACAUUGGUCCAAGUGCAGCACAAUGCAAAAAUAAAGGUCAUCCUCAAACACCGUGCUCAUGAUACAGUGUCGUCUGGGUCCAAGGUGGUAGUGAAAAGCGAAAGGAAAAUUCAUCACGACUUUUUGCUUGUAGCUUUUCUCACGAUUUGUGCCUCUGCAGACUCCAUUUCACGGAUUCAUCUUUCCAGAGAUCACUUUCUAUGGUUUUCUCCGCUGUCGUCCUGGAAAACAUUUUAGGAAAAUAGCAAUAGCCACUGGGCGCUCUGGGUGAUCACUGUGCCAUGAUGUUACCUGUGUAAUUGAGGGCGUCCCAAUUGAUGUCGGUGAGGAGUUGAGAGAGUGGCGGUCGGGGGAGGUCCAGACGAAGGCUACGGCGGACGUGAUUUUGGUGUGGCCGGAGCGUGAUUUUGGCGAAUGUUCAAGGAGCAAAAUUGCGGAGCACAUUCAGGUGGCGGUGGCCUAAGUGUUGAUAGCAAAUUAAUCGCCGACGUGUGUCACAUCGUUGAGCACCUGCAGCACCUGGAGCUUUCUCUCUGGAGAGCACCACGGGCUGUCACAGACAAUUCUCCCGCCAAUGAUGACGUAGACUAUGGAUUUCUGAAGGGGCUCGUGGAGCGUUUCAGGAAGCACAAAAACGCCAUGAAUGCCGAAAAAGGGGCCACAUUGAGUGGAGGCCCACUGGACACCGUCGCGGUUGGUGGCAGUGUGACGGACGAAAAUCCAGUGGAUAGUCAGAAGAAGCAGCGAGAGUGCGAAGGGGAGUCUCUGGUAAUUACGGAAGAGGACAUACGAGCGCUCGUGCGGGAUCUCAAGAGGAAGAUUGAAUACACCGAGAGGAUGAACUGGCUAUGUAUAUCGAAACGUCCAAUGGGUCCGCCACAGCGAAAGAACAGUUUGCCGAAGCAUUCGGAGGUGAAGAAGAAAUUUCUUGAAAUAUGUGAUACGGCUCUGUCCGAUGAAGUGAAAGCCGCCCUACGACUGCCCGCUUUCGAUUCGUAUGAGUGGGAGGAUGCGGAUGUUUUGCAUCUGAUGCAAACCAUGUUCCUGGAAUUGGGUCUGGUCAGUCACUUCAAUUUACCAGUAGGCACCCUCCGUGAGUGGCUGUACGAGGUCUACAAGCACUACAAUGAUGUGCCAUUUCACAAUUUCCGCCAUUGCUUCUGUGUCGCCCAGAUGAUGUAUGCCAUUACGUGGCAAACAGAUCUUCCCUCGAGAUUGGGCUACUUAGAAAUCCUCAUUCUGCUUGUCUCCUGCAUUUGUCACGACUUGGAUCAUCCCGGAUACAAUAAUAUUUAUCAAAUAAAUGCAAGGACGGAGCUAGCUUUAAGAUACAAUGACAUAUCACCGCUGGAGAAUCAUCACUGCUCAAUUGCGUUUAGACUGUUCGAACAUCCAGACUGCAACAUAUUCAAGAAUCUCAGCAAGGAUACAUUCAAAGAAAUUCGUGAGGGAAUCAUUCGAUGCAUUUUAGCAACAGAUAUGGCACGUCACAAUGAAAUCCUGACCCAAUUCAAGGAUAUCAGCCCCAUCUUCGAUUACUCCAACAAAGCGCACACGAAUCUGCUAUGUAUGGUGCUAAUUAAAGUGGCGGACAUAUCAAAUGAGGCGCGUCCGAUGGAUGUGGCUGAGCCAUGGUUAGAUCGUUUGCUGCAGGAAUUCUUUGCACAGAGUGCUGCUGAGAAAAGUGAGGGUCUCCCGGUGACACCAUUCAUGGAUCCUGACAAAGUCAGCAAGCCCGGAAGUCAGGUGCGCUUCAUAGGAUUGGUGUUGUUGCCACUGUUUGAAGCUCUGGGCGAAAUACUGCCAGAACUCAAUGAGUUCAUAAUUAAUCCCGUUCGUGUGGCCCUUGACUACUAUAAACGUCUCAAUGACGCUCAAAAUCGCUCGCGGAAAUCCCUUGUGGAAACGGAAAAUUCAUCAGAAGGUGGAUCACCACCACUGCCACGUUCUCAGAGUGGCAUGAGCAUGAGAUCUCGACGGAGUAUCCCAUCGCAGAAAUCCAAUUCUCGGACAUCUGUUGAUGAACCACUCUGCAUCGCGGCGGAAUUGCACGAUCUGCCAGAGGGCAGUGAAAGUGGAGACUCUGAAACAGCCACGGAAGUUGAGGUCGCUGAGAAGACAUCAAAGUUCAAAGUGGAUACGGAGAGCAGUGGCCGGAGCAAGUCAACGCAGACGGGCAAGAGACAGGUGAGCAAGGAGAAGAGACCAUCGAUGUGUGUAGAGAUGUAUUGCAAUCGUAUGAGGGGCUCCUAUGGCAACAUACACACUCAUCAUCCACACAGGACACCCUUUGGAACGAAUAGGGCAGUAAGUCUGGAUCAGUACCAGAACAGGCGGAUGUCCGAUGGACUGCAGGCAGUUACCAGUGAUACGGCUGUGUACUACAACCAUCAUCAACAACAGCAAUUGCUGCAGCGUCACAACAUCGGACUGGAGAAUGAGGCAAUUGCUGAACGAGCAGGUGAAUUUGGGAAUGGACGAAAUGGUGGUCAGGGCGAGAAGAGUCGGAGUUUGCCAACGAGAGAGAUGCGCCUGGGAAAGAUGCCAAUGACAUCAUCGUCUUGUCAGUCAAAUAGUGUAGCUUCCGGGGCACGAACGUUCAUUUCGCGACUUCGUCAACUCACUGGACGCCUAGGGCUGAGUUUUGAUAAGGAUCCCAAGCGUCUACCUACAGCCAGUGGAGCAGGAUCUACGAGGAGUGCAGCUGGAGUGUCUCCGGCAAAGAAUAACAAUGCAGGACCGCCCAAAGCUGAUGGGUUUUGCUGCAAUUUAUCUCAUAGGAGUGUUUCGCCAAAUCUCAAAUGUCGUGGAGAUGUCUUCCUCGUAAAUUCCUCGAGAAAUCGCGCAUAUAGUUUAGAUGUGCCCAUCAAGCAUCGAUACAGCAGCAGCAGUUCCAGUCGCAAGAGUUCGGCGUCCAAUAAGAAUGACGACGAUGGAGCCACUGCGGGCGGUCGGCUCCUUGAGGCCAAUGUACGUCUCCCGGAAACUCCUGUGGCUUCCACGGGUCCCAGUGAUGGUGGCGGUGGGAACCCGGAUAACAACAACAUUUGACGACGGAGCACGGACGCCACAACGGCGAGUGCACUCUCUGGCAAUGGAUCCUUCUCCAUCAACUGGACAUGCAUCGGUGAUCGACUCAGUGCUCUUGUGUGCAAGUGUUGCGAGAGCAAUCUACCACUCAAUCCGGAGAGUGUUUAACAUCCAUCGCCAAUGCGAUGUGGGUCCCCAUUCUUCUGUGUGCUUAUGAUCAAUGAUGAAUUUAAUUAAUUUUAGCUAGAACACUGUCACCCCAGCUCCCAGUUCCAUCCUCCCCAUCAAGCCUCGAGAUAUGAAUUGGGAGGACGCGAUUUUAUAAGCCUCAUCCCCAUAGAGGUAUAUAUUUAAUGUAAAUUUUGGAAAUUUUCUCUUUCCGCAACAUGUUGUGGAUUAUUGAAUGGUAAGUUUUCCAAGAGGAAUGCUCAAAAAGGAUUACCCAAUUUUGAAGGUAUCUCGUUAAAUGAUAAAUUCUUAAUUUUUCACUAUAUAUUUCUUUUCUUAUAAUUUAUAUAUAUUCUUUUGUGAAUAUUCGAAAAGAGAGAGACUCACAGCCAAAUGAAAUCUUUUCACAAUCCAUUUUCAAAGAGACUUUUCAUAGUUGUAAUCCAUCUCCUGCACAAUUAAUAUUAAAGUAAUUUUGGAAUAUAGUGCAAAAUCUCUCAUGAAUGGUGCACGUUGGAAAAGCGCAAAAAUAAAUCGGAAUUACUUCCAUCAACUUCUACCAUUUAUGUUCGUACCUGGAAGGAUGAUAAUAUAAGUCUCAUUGUGCACACUCUCACGGUACUUGAGCGACGAAUCAUGCGAUUUUCAUAAUAAUAAUAACGCAAUGAUAAUGAAUUCAACUGCUGUUGUGUUCUUCCAUAAAUAUAUAAGAAUUUUGCUUCAACUUUGUGAUAUUUAUUCAGCAUUCAGUAAUAACAAAACAUACUGUGGAUACUUAUUUAAAAAUAUACUCGAAAGACGUUAAAACGAGGUACCUUCUUGGUGGGAUUUAUCAAGAAGAAAAAAAAAUAGUCUUAAAAAUUAUUAUUUUUCUUAAUUUUAUUGGAUUCUUCUGAAUUUCAAUCAUCUUUUCUCGAUUGUAGUCUUCCAAAAUUUUGGCAUAAUUCAAACUGUCUUUAGAAUUUGUUUUUUUUUUUGGAUGCAAAUGGUAUUUGAUGACCUGAGUAAGAUCGACCGAAAAAUAAAUCUUAAUUAUAUCCUUUUUAUAAAAAAUAAUUUAAAUUUAAAAGUAGAAUUGCUACACGGGCAUGACUUCUUAUUGACCUGUUUUAUACUUCGUCUUAUAAACACCACUAAACCUUGACCGUACAAAUUUGGAAAAAUAAGCCACGCCCAUUAAAAACUUACUUAGGCCUUCCCGCAAGGGCAGUUUCGGGACGUUCAUUAUUAUUUUUCCUUAUACAGGGAUGGGGCUGUCAGUUCCAUGCCCCGUGUUAUCAAAUGCAGUGAAGAGGCUCACAGGAUGCAAUUCAAACCCCUUUAACGUCAGAAAAAUCCCUGGUGACCUAAAGGGGAUUCGAAUCCGGAACACUUGCAUCAUAGAACAAGUGCUCUACCACUUGAUCGAUUGAGGGCUCGAAGUCCGAUAAAGGUCCGAUUUCGCACGAUUUUUGGGUGUAGGGAAACUCCGAACGUUCAUGCCUUCGAACAAUGUGAAUUUUCUUUAAUUUUUUCUAAAAGACCUAAACAUUUUUAUUAAAUAUUAGUUAGCUUAUUAUCAAUUAUUGAUAGUUAUGUGAUAAUUAUGUGUAAUCCUCUUAGGAAAAAUAUAUGAGAUUUACAUUAUUCGAAGGCAUGAACGUUCGAAGGGAGAGUCCUUUCCCCUAUAUCGAUUUAUUACCGAUUAAAUUGAUUCACAAACCUGAAAACAAUUCUAAAUUGAAUAUUGGUUAGGAAAUGUGUAUGUUGGAAUUUUUUUGACAUUAGUAACAUACACACAAAUAAACAGGGAUAUUCAAGAAAAAUAAAUCAAUUACGAUUAUUUAACUAAUUACAAUUAAUUAUCGAUUGGAAUUGAAAAAGAUGGAUAAAAAAUUUCAAUACCAUUUCAAAAAUACCAAUUUUAGGCAAAUCAGUUGAAAAAUGAACUCCCAAAUGUGAUUGAAGUUUACUUUAACCUUCAAAAAUUCAAGAUGACGAAUCUUCCCGGUCAUAGGUCUGUAAACUAUAGAAAAAAAAAAUGGUUUUUGAGGGGAUGUAGGGGAUCAAGAGAAAAAAGGAAAAAGACCUUCUGCAAUAAUGUCCACUUCAUCGAAAACCGGGUUCUUGGGCGGAUAGAUCCCCGGUUUGACUCACAGUGUUGGGAGUUCGAGUCCCGCCCGAUACUAAAAUCUGAAUAUCCAGAAAAAGACAUUUUCACACGUGAGAAAACGUAAUAAAAAUACAUCGCUUCUGGCCAAAAAUUCCGGGAACAUGGAAGAAGCAUCCACACUGCGAAAAGGCGUUCCUGUGUGAUUAGUAUUUAAUAUAAAUAAAGUAUCUCGAUACGAUCAAUAAUAAUCGAAAACCGGAAGUCGAUAUCACUUACCGUUUGACCCUCUAGCUCGGGAACAUACAUAAGGUCAAGUAAAAAAAAAUCCAAGAAAAAUCAAUAUAUUACCGGUACUUGACCAAUCCACUACCGAUAAAGACCAAUGCAGCCGGGUUGGUAAUUUUAAGACCUUUCCAAAAAAUUCAAAUUUAAGCAAAUCGAUUAAAAAUGAUACCCCACCAAAGUGAUUGAAUUUUGACUUUCAAUAGUUCAAAAUGAGGAUUUUUUCAGUGAUAGGUAUGUAUGGACGAAAUAUUCGUUUAAGGUACCUCUAAAACAUAUCCGAAAAUCAUUUGAAUAACCUUGGGCAAAUUUUGAUAUAAACCAAACAACAUGGUUUUCUGUUUUCUAAGGGUUAGGGGUGGGGGAAAUAAUGUUUUAUUGGGGUCACCGAAGAUCGGGAAAUGGUAUCUGUUACCGAUUAAGCUCCAGAGCGGUGACAAGUUGAAAAAAUGCGGAUUAUACAACAACUCUUUCUUUAUGUUCGGGCAGAAAAAUAAUGUAAUUCGUUUAUUUUUUUUGAAAAUUAUCAGCUUUGCACAUUUUUUCGAUACUAUUUCAAGUGAUUAAGAUUAUUUUGAUUGUAUUGCACUCGCUAAUUGGUUGGAGUUUAAAAUAAUUUAAUUAUUUCAAGGCUCUCUAGUUAAUCAAUGGAUACGAUGGGAAUAAAAUAUUUCAAUUCAAGUAACUAAAUAUUAAUUACACGCAGAUAAAGUCUAAAGAUGUGGCUAUAUAGACGGAGCAUUUGGAUAUUUUUCUUUGUAUAGUCGAUAUGGUUUACUUAAGGGCUAUUAAAGUGUUCCAUUAAACAGUGACAAUUCAAAUACUUUUUUAGAGUAGAUUUUGCCCGUUUUCCGAUUUGACAUUAUUACGAAUUGUACUUACUCAGAGAGUCAGAUACUUGCGCUUUUCAAAAGUAAAGAAAAAACAAUAAUAAAGACGUUGAAUUAAAAUUAAGAGAUCCAUAAAUUUCUUUUCACAUAGAAUCUUUGGUAUUGACUUGAGUUGUAAAUUAUGAAAUUUGUGAUAUUAUAAAUAAAAAAAUACAAUAUUAUUCAGACUUUAAUUCUGACACGUAUCAUCUCAUCAUUUUAAUUGGUUUAAGUUUAUAUAAUAAUUCCACUAAAAUAACAUAUUUUAUUUGUUAACUGGAUAUUGUGAACAUAUAUCGAUUAGUUGUGAACGGUUCUCUAUAAUUUCUGUUAUUUUUUUUUAAUAAAAAUCAUUUAGUAAAUUACACCAAAGAUUCUAUGUGCGUAAAAUCCUUUCAUAUAUAAUUUCUAAAUGUUGUUUCAUUUUCCAAAAUAUAAACAUAGUUGUGCAUUUAUUAUUUUGAAGAAUCUAGAUUAGAAAUAAAUUUUUAAAUUUAGACUAGAUUAUAGAUAUUGAAAGUUUAGAAACUGUGGGAGGAAAGAAAAUGCAGAAUUAUAAACCAAAUUUAUCAAGGUACAUGUAGAAAAAGACUGAAAGAGUUGGUAUUAUCAAUUUAAAAGAAGAAAAAAAAACAACAUAAAAUCUUUUCUUAAUGCAAUUUAAAGAUGAAAAGAAGAAGAAAAUCAGGAAGAAGAAAUAAAAGGCGCGGUUUUUGUGUCCAUGUCCUAGUUAAAUAUUUAAUCAGCUUCCCGUAAAUAUUGAAGUAAAAAAAUGAAAAAAAAAUAAUAAUUAAAAUCCAAACCCCCUCCCUAAGCAUCAACAUAACAUUAAAGAGAGAAAAAAAAUAGAAGAUAGAAAAUAUUUGUGUAAAAGAAGAAAUCUUAUAUGUGUAAAUAACAUAAUGUAAUAGCACGUUGAAAAGAAUAUCCUUUUUGAGACCAACUAUUGUCUUUUUUCCUCUGGAAUCUUCUGUAAAACAAGAAUUUAUAAAAUCGAUAUUUCCCAGACUAUAUUUCUGACUGCAGUUUUUCAAAUGAAAAAUCAAUCGUUAUUGAAGAAAAAUAAAAAUAUUUAAUCUCUGGCCUUCCCACCUAAAUAUAUUGAGACUAUUGCAAUUGAAAUAUCUUAUGAUGAGAUCAUUAAAAGAAAGUAACAUUAUAUCUUUCAUCUAAAUGAAGAGAAUUGAAAAAGAAAAAAGAAACACUUAAGAAAUCUCGUACAAAAUGAUGAAACACAAAAGUUAAUUUAAAAUAUACAAAGUUGAAAUUUCCUAUAUUUUAUCAAAAGAUCAUUGCUUUACUCUCCAAAACAUACAAGAAUUUAACAUAAUCUAAAAAAAUGAAAGAAUUGAGAAAUGAAAAAAGGAACAAUUUACAAAAGUAUUUUUCUAUCCUUUCCUAUUGUAAAACUUUUAUGGAAUCUUUUGUGGAGAAAAGAGGAAAUUAUAUUAAUCUAAAAGAUGAAAAAAAAGAAAAAAAGUAGUAACUAAAAAAUUGUGAAGAAGAUAUAGAUUUAAAUAUAAAGAUGACAGAAAAAUUAAGCUGCAGAAAGUCGAUAAAACAAAUCAAUUAAAUGUCCGAAUGUGUGUCAAAUUCCAGAUUAGGAUCAAUUAUCCCAAUUUAAAAAGAAAAAAAAUCGAUCACAUCAUUCUAGUUAGAUUAUAAAGUUCAUGUGCAGAUUUAACUACACGGACCAAAAUUUCGUCGUCUAUUACAUAACAAUCAAUUAAGAAAUAAAAUACUGAUUAAAAGAAAACCUUUAGUGAAAGAUGGAAGAUGCAUGGCAUUUUGAAAGAAUUAUAGGUACUCUCUUUUGAAUAGAAAAAUUAAGAAAAAAAAUAUAUGGAACAUAUUGUGUCAAUAGAGAGGAAGAAUACAGAGGAAUACAAAAAAUAAUAGGAUUUUGGAUGAGUUAUAGAAAUGAGAUAUGAAGUUUACAACCAAAAAUUAAAAUAAUCAGUUUUGUUUUGAAGAAUAAAAUGAAACAAUAAAAAAAUAAAAAUUUGUAUAAUUACUGAAAAAGAAAUGACUAGGUAAUAUCAUAUACAAGAAAACUCACAAAUAUUGUUCGAUGAUAUUGUAAAAAUAUUAAUUAUGAUAGAGAUAAAAAAUAAAAAUAAACGAUAAAA